UGUGAAAUAUAAAAGCGAAACUAAUUUAAUUACCAAAUACAAUGGAAACCAUUUUGCAACCACCGCCGCCGUUUGUGUUUGAAAAUAAUCUUGUAAAUGUGACAUCUGGCAAUUUAAGUAAAGAGUGGGACAAAUGGAAAAAGAGUUUCAAAAUUUACUAUGCAGCGUGUGAAAUCGGAAAUAAAGACGUCACAGUGCAGAUAAACAUUUUGCUUCACGUCAUCGGUGAUCGGUGCAGAGACGUGUACGAUCAAUUUACGGAUAAAACAAAAUGUACUACGGUUGACAAAGUGUUGGAGAAAUUUGAUAGUUUUUUUUAUCCUAAGAAGAACUUAACGAUUGAACGUCACAGAUUUUUUACACGUGAUCAGAGUGAAUUCGAGUCCGUUGAACAGUACGUGUUCGAAUUAAACAAAAUGGCGGUGAAAUGUGAAUUUAAAGACUUGUGCCAAGACUUAGUGCGAGAUAGAUUGAUAUGUGGAAUAAGAGAUGGAUCCUUACGAGAACGCUUGUUGAGGGAACCCGAUUUGACUUUAACGAAGGCUGUGGAGAUUGGUAAUUUGGCAGAAUUAUCCCGCGCACAAGCAGUGACCUUGAAAUCGGAGAGUACUGAGCAUCACCACGUUCAUGAAAUUUCAAAUGAAAAUCAAGGUACUAACUCACAGGUGAAAGAGAUUGAUGCCAUACAAAAGGACCGUCGGUUUUCUCGAGCGCAGCGGUCAAGGUCAUCGCGCGCGCGAUCGGGCGGACAAUGGUCGCGUCCAGGUCCGUCGCGGCAGCAAGAGCAGCAUCAGGAGUCACGGGGUGCUAGAGGUCUACCUUCUUCACGCUACCGUGAUGAGAGAAAGUGGCACAAAACACCGAUGUAUCGCGGCUGUCUACAAUGUGGUGGAGUUCAUGCAAAGUUUAAGUGCCCUGCAUAUGGACAACAAUGUUUAACUUGUAAGAAAUUUAACCACUACUCGAGAAUGUGUGGAAUCUUUGAGGUGCGCGAGGACUCUUCCGAUCAGGGAAGUACGACCUCCUGAUCGGUGGGGAUUCCCAGCCACAUCAUGAAAUACAUCCAGUGAAUCUAAUCCCGGUAA
Molecule: messenger RNA, 1085 nt
Organism: Cydia amplana
Lineage: Eukaryota; Metazoa; Arthropoda; Insecta; Lepidoptera; Tortricidae
Exons: 2
Coding region: 42-1028 (328 amino acids)
Source: RefSeq, a predicted model, not a curated record